Molecule: messenger RNA, 732 nt
Organism: Aedes aegypti (yellow fever mosquito)
Lineage: Eukaryota; Metazoa; Arthropoda; Insecta; Diptera; Culicidae
Exons: 1
Coding region: 52-579 (175 amino acids)
Source: RefSeq, a predicted model, not a curated record
AUUGAAUCAAUUCAGUCUGGUUCAGAUCGCCGGGAGAGAAGAAUCGCCACUAUGGAGUACAAAACGCAGUACGAUAUGGAAGGAAACGUGAUUCCUGCCAGAAGGAGAUGUUGUUCGUUGAGUACGAGUGUCGUUUGGCUUUUGCUGGUUGCGGCGCUGUGUGGUGGAUUUGCGGGGGCAUUUCUCUAUCAUCAGCUCUCAGAUCGUGCAAUUGCUCAAGUAAGCGACGCAAAGUGUCCCGAUCAGGACAGGGCAGAUAUCAAAUUGGCCUUUGCGAAGAAAGCAACUGGUGACUAUUUGGUGGUGUUCAAAUUUGAUAGCAUAAUGUUCUACCCGGAAGUGCAAAGCUUGGAUGAGUUCGGCAGUUGCAUGCCGGCGGAGAACAGAAAAACGUUGCAAGCUGUUCCCCCUGGUAUCGUGUUCAUCGUACGUUUACACUACAACGGCGAAGGUCAAUGCGUUUUUGACUGCCUAAGGCAGAUUGAUGUGUUUGGCGACCACAAUUCGGAAGAAGACGUUCAGCUCCUUGAAGCUUUGACUGAUCAUGGAAUUGAUGAGUCUUUAGAUUCAUACAUCUAGUGAGAGUGUAGGAUGAUGUUUUUAAUGUCUGCAAUUUGUGCUCACGAUACAGCUUUUGUAGUAUUAGACAUAGGAAUAACUUGUGAAUCAUAACGUAGUAUAGUAUUUAUUUGAAAAUUCUAUAUAGUGGAAAUAUAAAACGACAUCUUAACA